GUCUUCUUCUUCUUUCCCCAAUCUCUCUGAUUCCGAUGCCGAAACCGUUCCAUCUUUUCCGGCUACCACGUGUCGCACGUGCACGCGUUCUCAAAUAUUUUGGUACUGUAGAAUUAAUCCACAUCUCCUUAUUCUCUAAUUUGGCUCUUCAAAGCUCAAAAUCUGUGCUCAAAAAACCUCGAAAAUUAUUGAUUUUCAUUGAUGGAAAAUUCGAAAUUUGGCUGCAAUUCCGCAGAUCUCAGCUUAUUUGGACAUUUAUCGAUGAUGCUGAAAUAUUAUCUGAAAAUGGCGGAGCUUUUCGAGUUACAAAAUGGUCCGGCUGGGGGUGCAAAGUGUUGGAGGAGUCCUAUGAAAGAAAGUUUGGAUUUCGACAAAUUAUUGAUAGAUUUUUAGACGUUUUUGAAAUUCCAGUUUUUGUAAUGACUGUUUCCGAUUUUAUAGGAAAAUUUGAUGUGGGAACUUUGAGAGUUUUAUUUGAGAAUUUAAAAGUUGAAAAUCUAAGACUAGGUUACCUAAUUCCCCCGUCCCAUGUAAAUUUAUUGCUAGAACCUCAAAAUUUGAAAAUUUCCAAAAAAUUAGUCCUAAAAUCCACCCCGAGCACCCCCGAAGAUUUAAGUUUUGGCAUGGAAGAGCUCCAGAUUGAGCACAGCGAUUGGCUUGAGCUAGGGCAACUUUUGAGAAUCCGCUGUAAGUCUGUAGAUCUUGGAUUCACCAGCCUCACUAGCAACAAUUGGAAUUUGUAUCUGAAAUUUUGGAAAUCGGCAGCCCUGACUGAUAUUCGAGAGCUCAAAGCGAGAAGUGAGGAUGGAUGGAAUGUGGAAAAAUUGCUCCAUGGCUUGGAUGCUCGGGAAGUUGCUCCAAACACUUGGGAAAUAAUAAAAACAACGUUGCCCUGUAAAAGUACCACCGGGACCAUAUUUCUUCGAACUUUUGAUAUUCAAUCUGUUUUUGUUUUUUCCGUGACUUUAUGAACUUUAUGAGAUUAAUAAAAAAUUUCAAUAAAAAGCCGGCUACUGCAUAUCGGAGUGCUCAGCGGUUUU
Messenger RNA from Caenorhabditis elegans, 1040 nucleotides. It is a transcript of the gene K08C9.5, whose product is annotated as F-box associated domain-containing protein. The transcript is spliced from 3 exons. NCBI's taxonomy places the organism in Eukaryota, Metazoa, Nematoda, Chromadorea, Rhabditida, Rhabditidae. Bases 36 to 971 code for a protein of 311 amino acids. The record is from RefSeq and is marked reviewed.